Pichia membranifaciens NRRL Y-2026 is the source of this 4494-nucleotide messenger RNA. RefSeq lists its product as hypothetical. Gene Ontology annotation, cellular component: plasma membrane. Lineage: Eukaryota; Fungi; Ascomycota; Pichiomycetes; Pichiales; Pichiaceae. Bases 308 to 4231 code for a protein of 1307 amino acids. The transcript has a single exon. The record is from RefSeq and is a predicted model, not a curated record. Gene Ontology annotation, biological process: phospholipid translocation. Gene Ontology annotation, molecular function: ATP hydrolysis activity; ATPase-coupled intramembrane lipid carrier activity; magnesium ion binding.
UUUCUCCAGCCUCCCGAUUCAGCCUCAUCGGAACAGAAGCAAUUGUAUGGCCUGGCUCUAGCAACAACACAGGCCGAGCCUGACAGCAGUGAGAGACACGGUACUGUUGCUCACGGAGGCUCGGAAGGUAGUUGCUGGGGGCUGGAGAUCAUCAGCAGUAGUGUAUCAGACAGUCCACAUCGCACUGAAGGACGCUGGUGUGUUUCUUCGAUAGCUGUUUCUUUCUUUUCGCCUGUUUCACCCGCUUCAGGACACGUGAGCAAAGCUCUGCAGAGACAGCACACAUCAUUCACUCAGCCUCGUUAACAUGAAGACGGUGGAGGAAGACGUCAGAGGCCUCUUGAACAAGGCGUAUGAACUGUCGUUCAAACGAUGGUUCGACAAGUCGAACCGACAGCCGGACGCCGACGCGGUGCGGGAGAUAUACUACAACCAGAGCUUGCCCGAGCACAUGAUUGACCCAAAGACACACAUGAAUAAGAUCCUGUACACGAGGAACAAGAUCCGGACGACGAAGUACACGCCGCUGAACUUUAUCCCGAUGAACAUUUUCUUCCAGUUCACCAACAUCGCCAAUUCGUACUUCUUGUUCAUCAUCAUUCUUGGGUGUUUCCAGAUUUUCGGAGUGCAGAGUCCUGGAAUGCAGGCGGUGCCUUUGAUUGUCAUUGUCGUUCUCACAGCCUUCAAGGAUGCGUUUGAAGACUACAGACGGGAGAUUUCGGACUACGAGAUGAACAGCUCCAAAGUGCACAAGUUGUUUGGGGUGGACAACCACAACGCCAUGGAGGACCACGUCGGCGCCUGGCGUCGAUUCAAAAAGGCCUGUACUCGAGCGUCACGAAAAGUGGUACGUCUCUUCAAAAGAAAGAGAAAGUCCUCACCAGGAGAUUCGAACUCGACGUCCAACAACAGCGAUCUUGAGAGCGCAGACUUGUACACAAUCCGCUCGGCCCGGUCGGCGAUGGACCACCAUUCCACACGCAACUCACUCUCCUCGUCGAACUAUCCGCUAAAGUUCAAAAGUACUCAAUGGAAGCAGGUUCUUGUCGGCGACAUUGUGCGAAUACGCAAAAACGAAGAAAUACCCUCCGAUAUCCUGCUUUUACAGUCCAGCACAAAGAACAGCAUAUGUUAUGUUGAGACGAAAAACUUAGACGGUGAAACCAGCUUGCGAGUCAAACACGCCAUGAGUUUCUCUUCGUCCAAGAUAAAAAGAAUCGCAGAUUUGGGUAAGUUGGUGUUCUCGGUUUCCACAGAACAGCCAAACAAAAACCUAUAUUCGUUUCAUGGUGUUGUCCACUAUGAAGAUCCAGAAGGUGUGGAAAAGACAUCUUCCGAGGCAGCUUCAGUUGAAAACAUUUUAUUGAGAGGUUCGGUUUUGAGGAAUACAAAUUAUGUCAUUGGAAUUGUCCUUGCUACCGGUAGCGAGACAAAGAUCAUGCUAAACUCCGGUGUCACUCCAACAAAGAAGUCAAAGAUCUCGAAGAACUUGAACUACUUCGUUUUGAUCAACUUCUUCCUGUUGUUCAUCCUGUGUUUUGUCUCUGGUUUGAUCAACGGCUUGUUUUACAGAAAGUCCAGCAAUUCGAGGCAGUACUUUGAAUACAAGCCGUAUGCUCCGACCCCACAAGCAAAUGGUACGUUGACGUUUUUUGUUGUCCUCAUCAUGUACCAAACGUUGGUCCCCAUCUCUCUCUACAUCACUAUCGAGAUUAUCAAGACAGUCCACGCAUUCUUUAUUUACUCCGAUGUUGGCAUGUACUACGAAAAACUGGACCUUCCAUGCAUGCCUAAAUCGUGGGGUAUAUCCGAUGAUUUAGGUCAGAUCGAAUACAUUUUCAGUGAUAAAACAGGAACACUAACCCAAAACGUCAUGGAAUUCAAAAAAUGUGCAAUUGCAGAUAAAUCUUACGGGUUGGCAUACACAUCUGCCCAAGAAGGUUAUGACAAAAGAUUGGGCAAUGUGGAUGUCACUGCUAAAGCAAAGUACAUGAAAGAGCUAAUAGCCAACUCUCGUUCCCAAAUGAUACCCCAGUUGAAAUCUUCGAAUCCUUUCUUCAAGGAGGAGAAUUUAGCCUUUGUCUCUCCUGAAUUCAUGGAUGAAAUGAAUGAUAAACGCAACCACGAUUUCCUACUUGCGUUGGCAUUGUGUCAUUCUGCUGUUAUUGACUAUGAAGAUAUGGACUCGGCAAAUGAUGAAACAAUUAUAAACUAUAGUGCUGAAUCGCCGGAUGAAAUUGCUCUCGUUUCCUUCGCAAGAGACAUGGGUGUUGUUUUCUUAGGUAAAGAAGAUGACUAUUAUCUCGUGUCCGACAACGGGAAACAACUGAAAUACAAAGUUUUGUGUGUUAUUCCCUUUUCAUCUGCUAGGAAAAGAAUGACGAUUGUGCUUGAAUCUCCAGAUGGAAAUAUAAAAAUGUACAUGAAAGGUGCCGAUAACGUAAUUAUGCAAAGAAGUGCUAGAGGAGAGUUUGACGAAGAAAUCGGAAAGAACCUAGAAGAGUACUCCAAUGAAGGCCUUCGUACGUUAUGUAUAUCGACUAAGGAUUUGAAUCCGAAUGAGUUUUAUGACUGGUAUGACCAUUAUGCCAAAGCAGGGAAAUUACUGGAUGAACAAAGAGAACUAGAAUCUGAGAGACUUGCAGAUCAGUUCGAGAAUUCUGUUGUUCUCCUAGGUGCCACUGCUAUCGAUGAUAAAUUGCAAGACGGUGUACCGGAAACUAUUGAAAGCUUGAGAAAGGCCGGUAUAAAAAUAUGGGUUCUAACGGGAGAUAAAGUUGAGACGGCGAUCAGUAUAGGCUAUUCUUGUUCUAUGCUUAACAAUAACAUGGAUUUACUCAAAGUCCAAAGUGAAAGUGUUGAAGACUUAGAAAGAACAAUCGAUGCUUUACUCAAAGAGAAAUUCGAUAUUGACCCUACAAAAGCUGUAAAUCUGAAGCAAGCAAGGUCGGAUCAUUCAAUCCCGGAUGAGAGGCAUGCUUUACUCAUCGAUGGUAAAACGCUAACAAUUUUGUUCGAUGAAAGUCCGAAAGAUGUUCAACUCAAAUUCUUGAUGUUAGGCAAAAAAUGCUGUUCUAUUUUAUGUUGUCGUGUGUCUCCUUCUCAAAAGGCAAGUGUGGUCAACUUGGUUAAGAAAAACUUGGAUGUCAUCACUUUGGCAAUUGGAGAUGGUGCAAAUGAUGUUUCCAUGAUUCAAGCUGCAAAUGUUGGAGUUGGUAUUGCUGGUGAAGAGGGGAGACAAGCUGCAAUGUCCUCCGAUUACGCUUUUGGCCAGUUUAGGUUUUUGCAGAGAUUAUUGCUUGUCCAUGGUAAGUGGUCAUUCCAAAGACUUUCGGAGAUGAUUCCUUGUUUCUUUUACAAAAAUGUCAUUUUCGUCAUGCCUUUAUUUUGGUACGGUAUAUUUACUGAUUUUGACGGAACAUACUUAUAUGAAUAUACGUUUUUGAUGCUUUUCAACUUGUUCUUCACAUCAAUUCCUGUCAUUACUCUUGCAACAAUGGACCAGGAUGUUCCAGAUUAUGUUUCACUUGUGAUCCCUCAAUUAUAUAGGGCAGGAAUAAACUACAAUGAAAGGGCAACCAUUCUGAAGUUCCUCUUUUACAUGGCUGAUGGUCUCUAUCAGUCAGCGAUUUCAUUUUUCUUUCCUUGGUUGCUUUUCCGGACAGGAAGCGUAGCCACACACAACGGAUUGGGAAUUGGGCAAAUAUUUUCAGUUGGUACUUUUUGCAUCCAUAUUGCAAUUAUCUCCUGUAAUCUAUACAUCAUCUUGAAGCAAAGACGAUGGGAUUCAAUUACUGUAUCUUUGAACUUUCUAUCUGAUCUAUUACUCUUCAUUUGGGUCAGCGGAUGGUCAUCGUCUCAUUUUUCGAACAACUUCUACAAAAUUGGUUUGAGAAAUUAUGAAUCUGCAAGCUUUUGGGCUUGUCUUUUUAUUGGUGUUCUAGCAUGCGUGAUUCCUGGGUUUGCGUUGGAUCUUUUCAGGAUCAAUUACUUCCCUAGUGAUACUGAUAAAGUAAGAGAGAUGUUGAAAAUCAAUUUUUUUGAGCAACGUGAUGCCGGACACGUUGAGAAACAACUAGAAAUUGCAAAAAGAAUUGGCAAUAACUCUGCAUCUGGUGCAGGAAAUGACGCGGAAACCUCGAAGGAGGUUGAAACUCCGAAUAUGCAGCAAGGCACUUCCGAAUCUAACGAAUACGACAAGUCUUCAGAUUUUUCUUUCCAAAGAGUGUGAAUCAAUAUUGCGAGUGGGCUUUUGACAUGUAUACUAUUAGUUUUGAAUAAUAUAGAUUACUAUUUUUUGAUAUAAUUUUCUAUUUAUGUCAUAGUUAAUUUGAGACGUAGAUAAGUGAAAUGUCUCAGACAAAGGAAAGAAACAUAUUGACAGCCAACUUCGAUCACGGCUGUGCGGGUGAUGAUUUUUCGUUCUUGGGGAAUCGAUCGGGGAUUUGAGCUUCCUCCUUUCUAGGGUUCUAAAGCACAGGUAACAUGCAGUUA